GCGGAGGAGACCGAGACCGUAACGAUGCCGAGCGUGCCGCGGCCCCGCUCCUCUCCCUCUUUCGCGGCGGACGGCUCCUGCUGACGACGACUCCCCGCCCGAACCUGCCGCGGGCCCCGGGCUGGCUGCGCCACUGGCCAUGGUGCCCAGCGAGGAGAACCAGCUGGUCCCCAAAGAGGAUAUGCUUUGGAGAUGCAGACAAAGUAUCUUUGAUGAAAUGAAGAAGAAAUUUUCGCAGAUCGAAAGUGCCGCUGAUGAACCUAGAGUGCUUUGUAUAAUCCAAGAUACAACUAAUUCUAAGACAGUUAAUGAGCGCAUCACUUUGAACUUGCCAGCUUCCACUCCAGUAAAAAGACUGUUUGAGGAUGUGGCCACUAAAGUGGGCUAUGUUAAUGGAACAUUUGAUUUGAUAUGGGGAAAUGGAGGCAGCGUUGCUGAUACGACAUCAUUGGAUCAAUCAAGUGAUAAAUCUGUUGUUGAUGCUGGUUUUGAACCUGGGAAAAAGAACUUUCUGCAUCUGACAGAUAAAGAUGGAGAACAACCUCAAAUAGUAUUGGAUGAGGCCAGUGGAGCAGAUGACCGUAAUCCAGAUAGGUUUAUAGGCCCUCUACCACGAGAAGGUUCAGCUGGUGUUUCAAAUGAUUAUGUUGGUCAGAACUACUCUUAUACAUCAAUUCUGAGUAAAUCAGAAACGGGAUAUGUAGGUUUAGUAAAUCAAGCAAUGACUUGCUAUUUGAACAGCCUUCUGCAAACCCUUUUCAUGACUCCUGAAUUUAGAAAUGCAUUAUAUAGAUGGGAAUUUGAAGAAUCUGAAGAAGAUCCAGUGACCAGCAUCCCUUACCAGCUUCAAAGGCUAUUUGUUUUAUUACAGACCAGCAAAAAGAGAGCAAUUGAAACAACAGAUGUUACACGAAGCUUUGGAUGGGAUAGUAGUGAGGCCUGGCAGCAGCAUGAUGUCCAGGAACUCUGUAGAGUCAUGUUUGAUGCUUUGGAACAAAAAUGGAAACAAACGGAACAGGCUGAUCUCAUAAAUCAGCUCUAUCAAGGCAAGCUGAAGGACUAUGUAAGAUGUCUGGAAUGCGGCUAUGAGAGUUGGAGGAUUGACACAUACCUGGAUAUUCCAUUGGUCAUUCGGCCCUAUGGCUCCAACCAGGCUUUUGCAAGCGUGGAGGAAGCUUUACAUGCUUUCAUUCAACCUGAGAUCCUUGAUGGCCCCAAUCAGUACUUCUGUGAACGGUGUAAGAAGAAAUGUGAUGCAAGGAAGGGCUUGCGGUUUUUGCAUUUUCCCUAUCUGCUGACCUUGCAGCUAAAGAGAUUUGACUUUGAUUACACCACUAUGCACAGGAUAAAACUUAAUGACCGUAUGACAUUUCCUGAAGAGCUAGACAUGGGCUCAUUUAUCGAUAUUGAAGAUGAGAAGUCUCCUCAAACAGAGAGCUGCACUGACAGUGGAGCAGAGAAUGAAGGCAGUUGUCAUAGUGAUCAGAUGAGCAAUGAUUUUUCAAAUGAUGAUGGGGUUGAUGAAGGAAUAUGUCUGGAAAGCAAUAGUACUGCUGAAAGGAUUUCAAAAGCUGCCAGUGAAAAGAAUUUAUUAUUAUAUGAACUGUUUUCUGUCAUGGUUCAUUCGGGAAGUGCAGCUGGAGGCCAUUACUAUGCAUGCAUAAAAUCUUUCACUGAUGAUCAAUGGUACAGCUUCAAUGAUCAACAUGUUAGCAAGAUAACUCAUGAAGACAUUAAGAAAACUUAUGGCGGAACAUCUGGAAGCAGAGGGUAUUAUUCCAGUGCUUUUGCAAGCUCUACAAACGCAUACAUGCUUAUAUAUAGACUGAAGGAUACAACGAGGAAUGCAAAGUUCCUAGAAGUGACUGAAUAUCCAGAGCACAUUAAAAGACUCGUAGAAAAAGAAAAGGAGUUGGAAGAACAAGAAAAGAGACAACGUGAAAUAGAGCGCAAUACUUGCAAGAUAAAAUUGUUCUGUUUGCACCCUGUGAAACAAAUAAUGAUGGAGAAUAAACUAGAAGUUCACAAGGACAAGACUCUGAAGGAAGCUGUCGAGAUAGCCUAUAAGAUAAUGGAUUUAGAAGAAGCGGUUCCCCUGGAUUGCUGUCGUCUUGUUAAAUAUGAUGAGUUCCACGACUAUUUGGAGCGAUCAUAUGAAGGAGAAGAGGACACUCCAAUGGGAAUCUUGCUUGGAGGUGUUAAAUCAACAUACAUGUUUGAUCUACUCCUGGAAACAAGGCGACCAGACCAAGCUUUCCAGUGUUACAAACCUGGUGAAGUCAUGGUAAAAGUUCAUGUUGUUGACCUAAAGCAAGAAACUGUGGUUCCUCCAAUUAGUGUUCGUGCUUAUUUGAACCAGACAGUUACGGAAUUUAAGCAUCUCAUUUCAAAGACUGUACAUUUGCCAGCUGAAACAAUGCGGGUUGUGCUGGAACGUUGCUACAAUGAUUUGCGUCUCCUCGGUGUGGCUAACAAAACACUUAAAGCUGAAGGCUUUUUUAGGAGCAAUAAAGUAUUUAUUGAAAGUUCAGAGUCUCAGGAUCGACAACUGGCAUUUACAGAUUCACAAUUAUGGAAACUCCUAGAUCGGCAUGCAAAUACAAUCAGACUGUACGUUUCAUUACCGGAACAAUCUCCUGGAUCACAGUUCAGGCGGACAGUUUUACAGAAAGCCAGUGGAGACUCUGGAAAUCUAGAUGAAAUAUUACCUCUAGGUAAUAUGAAAUCAGUAGAAGCUAUCCUAGAAGAAAGCACUGAAAAACUUAAAACCUUAUCUCUACAGCAACAGCAGCAAGAAGGGGAUAAUGGAGACAGCAGCAAGAGUACAGAGGCAAGUGAUUUUGAAAACAUUGAAUCUCCUUCAAAUGAGGUAGACUCAUCAGUAUCAGCAGAAAACCGAGAACUUGAAAACCAAAUACAGGUUUCUGAUCCAGAUAAUUUCCAGUCAGAGGAGCGAUCAGAUUCUGAUGUGAAUAAUGACAGGAGUACAAGUUCGGUGGACAGUGAUAUUCUUAGUUCCAGUCACAGCAGUGACACAUUGUGCAAUGUAGACAGCGCUGCUAUACCCUUGGCCAAUGGACUUGACUCACACAGUAUAACAAGCAGUCGGAGAUCCAAAGCCAACGAAGGGAAAAAAGAAACAUGGGAUACAGCCGAAGAGGAUUCUGGAACCGACAGCGAAUAUGAUGAAAGUGGGAAGAGCAGGGGAGAAGCACAAUAUAUGUAUUUCAAAGCAGAGCCCUAUACUGCAGAAGAAGGUUCGGGAGAGGGGCAAAAAUGGCUAUUGAUUCAUGUUGAUAAAAGAAUUACGCUCUCUGCCUUCAAACAACACUUGGAGCCUUUUGUUGGCGUUCCAUCCUCUCAGUUUAAGGUCUUUCGAGUUUAUGCCAGCAAUCAGGAGUUUGAGAGUGUUCGGCUGAAUGAGACCCUUUCAUCCUUCUCAGAUGACAACAAGAUAACAAUUCGGCUUGGGAGAGCAUUGAAGAAAGGUGAAUACAGAGUCAAGGUUUAUCAGCUCUUGGUAAAUGAUCCAGAGCCCUGCAAGUUCCUUUUAGAUUCUGUUUUUGCUAAAGGAAUGACUGUGCGGCAGUCAAAAGAGGAGCUACUUCCUCAGCUCAGGGAACAGUGUGGACUAGAUCUGACUAUUGACAGAUUUCGCCUGAGAAAGAAGACCUGGAAAAACCCAGGAACUGUUUUUCUGGAUUAUCAUGUUUAUGAAGAAGACAUUAAUAUUUCAAGUAACUGGGAGGUUUUCCUAGAAAUACUUGAUGGAGCAGAAAAAAUGAAAUCUAUGUCACAGCUUGCUGUUCUGUCAAGAAGGUGGAGGCCAUCAGAUAUGAAGCUGGAUCCAUUUCAGGAAGUAGUUUUGGAGAGCAGCAGUGUUGAUGAAUUAAAAGAAAAGCUUAGUGAAAUAAGUGGAAUCCUUUUAGAAAACAUUGAGUUUGCAAAGGGCAGAGGAACAUUUCCAUGUGAGAUCUCAAUUUUAGAAAUACAUCAGGAUUUGGAUUGGAAUCCUAAGGUUUCAACACUGAAUGUAUGGCCCCUCUACAUCUGUGAUGAUGGAGCAGUGAUUUUUUAUAGGGAUAAAACUGAAGAAGUGGUGGAAUUGACCGAAGAGCAGAGAAAUGAGUUAAUGAAAAAAGAAAGCAGCAGACUUCAGAAAACUGGACACCGUGUGACCUACUCGCCUCGUAAAGAAAAAGCAUUAAAAAUAUAUCUGGAUGGAGCACCAAAUAAAGAUUUGACUCAAGACUGAUAUUUCAGCAUUUUCCCCGGGGAAUUUUUUGUUACAUGUGAGAGGUACACUACUACUGUGUAGUGCCGUUAUGGCAGGACAUUAGGUGUAAGGACACCAGCACUGAUUGGUAAAACUGCAGCCCAAUCAAGCUCAGUGCCCAGUCAGGUCACUGUUUGAUUUGGAAUCAUGUUGUGCACUAUAGUCAAAUGUACUGUAAAGAUAAAAGGGAUGUGCAAAUAAACAAAACGAAACAAAAAUGGGGCGGGGAGGGGUAAUGAGCAAAUCGACAGUGUGCACAUAACAGUAGCUAGUAAACUAGCCUCAAACAGGAUAUUCAUAGCUUGAUAAUAAAAGCUGUGCAAAGGCCAUGAAUGAAUUCUUUUCUGUUUUGUUUCACUGAUGCACACAUUACCUCAUUGAAGAUUUCUGAAGUAAAUGUGACAGUGGCUUUUUGAAAAGCUCAAGAGUGGAAAUGUGAUGGAAUUGGCAGACUCCAACCCUUAAAAGUUAACAUUUUUAUCUGAAUCUCGUUAAGAUUUCUCUUCUACAAAGCAGGACAUCUCUGAAGUAUAAAGAAUAAAUAAAUGUAUUUUUUAGCAGAAGUUACCAUGACCAGCAGAUGGUGUUUCAUUUUGGAGCAGUGUUGUAACCAAUUUUUAUUUAGGUUAUGAAUAACAGGUGACUUUACUGUUCCAUUUAGUGUGUAAAUACAACUCUGUCCUGAGUUAGCAGAACUACAUUUCAGCUGCUUACUAUGGUAUUUCUCGUCACAUAUCAAUAUUCACUGUAUACAUUUAAAAGUAUAGCUGCCUAUUUAAAUUUGUAUUCAUUUUGUGUUUGGCAAAUGCUGGGUACUUAGAUUUGUAAUUUUCCCUUGUUACUGAGUUUUUGGGGGUGGGUUUUUGAGUCAGCUACUUAUUUUUGUACAUUUUUGUUUUUGAGCUCUUACAGGUUUGGAUCUUCUAGUACCAUUACAAGUCCAUACUUUAUUUUUCUUUGGAGUUGAUCAUAGUUUUUAUAUGUAGCUUUUUAAAAAGUUGGACAUCUCCCAGUAUAAAUUAUCCAGUAGUUCAGGAGUGGUACAGAUUGAUGCAGUAAAGAUUAUUUCAUUUGCAAAGCUUAGACAAGUAAGAUUUUGCUUUGCUAUGUUCUUAAGAUCAAUUACAAACAAUUCUAUAGAAGGUUGUCCUUUUUUCAGAAAUACCAUCUAAUUUAUAUCAAUAAAAGGUUUUGGUAAACUUUUCCAUGCCAGAUGCUGUUUACAACAAUGAACAUGCCAAUAAAACAUUUGUUCAUUCUGUUAUUUUAAUAA
Molecule: messenger RNA, 5549 nt
Organism: Lacerta agilis (Sand lizard)
Lineage: Eukaryota; Metazoa; Chordata; Lepidosauria; Squamata; Lacertidae
Gene: USP47
Product: ubiquitin specific peptidase 47
Exons: 29
Coding region: 140-4255 (1371 amino acids)
Biological process (GO): protein deubiquitination
Cellular component (GO): nucleus; cytosol
Molecular function (GO): cysteine-type endopeptidase activity; protein binding; cysteine-type deubiquitinase activity
Source: RefSeq, a predicted model, not a curated record